Messenger RNA from Pipistrellus nathusii (Nathusius's pipistrelle), 3159 nucleotides. Lineage: Eukaryota; Metazoa; Chordata; Mammalia; Chiroptera; Vespertilionidae. The record is from the annotation of a GenBank genome assembly.
AUGCCUGGGAAGCUGAAGGUGAAAAUCGUGGCCGGGCGCCAUUUGCCGGUGAUGGACCGAGCUAGCGACCUGACCGAUGCCUUCGUGGAGGUAAAAUUUGGUAAUACCACCUUUAAAACAGAUGUGUAUCUCAAGUCCCUCAACCCUCAGUGGAACUCAGAAUGGUUUAAAUUUGAGGUGGAUGAUGAAGAUUUACAAGAUGAACCUCUACAGAUCACAGUUCUUGACCAUGAUACUUACAGCGCCAAUGAUGCCAUCGGCAAAGUGUACAUUGAUAUCGAUCCUUUACUCUACAGUGAAGCCGCGACAGUCAUCUCAGGAUGGUUUCCCAUUUAUGACACCAUACAUGGUAUUCGUGGGGAAAUCAAUGUAGUUGUCAAAGUAGACCUCUUCAAUGACUUAAAUCGAUUUAGGCAGUCAUCAUGUGGAGUCAAAUUCUUUUGCACAACAUCUAUUCCAAAGUGCUAUAGAGCUGUAAUAAUUCAUGGAUUUGUAGAAGAACUUGUGGUUAAUGAAGACCCAGAAUAUCAGUGGAUUGAUAGAAUUCGAACACCAAGGGCAUCAAAUGAGGCCAGACAGAGACUCAUCUCUUUAAUGUCAGGUGAACUGCAGAGGAAGAUUGGCUUGAAAGUGCUUGAGAUGAGAGGAAAUGCGGUUGUUGGGUACUUACAGUGUUUUGAUCUGGAAGGCGAAUCUGGUUUAGUGGUACGAGCCAUAGGAACAGCGUGUACACUGGAUAAAUUAAGUAGCCCAGCAGCAUUCCUUCCUGCAUGUAAUUCCCCAUCCAAAGACAUGAAGGAGAUUCCCUUCAAUGAAGAUCCCAACCCCAAUACUCACUCAUCAGGACCCUCCACCCCUCUGAAAAACCAAACUUAUUCCUUUUCACCUUCCAAGUCCUACAGCCGACAGUCCUCUUCUUCUGACACAGAUUUGAGUUUGACACCCAAAACUGGAAUGGGAAGUGGUAGUGCUGGAAAAGAAGGGGGGCCAUUUAAAGCUCUUUUAAGACAACAGACGCAGUCAGCAUUGGAACAGAGGGAAUUUCCGUUUUUUACCUUGACGGCAUUUCCUCCCGGAUUUCUUGUGCAUGUUGGGGGCGUUGUUAGUGCACGCUCUGUGAAGCUUUUGGAUCGUAUCCACAAUCCUGAUGAACCAGAAACUCGAGAUGCGUGGUGGGCAGAAAUCAGACAAGAAAUAAAGUCACAUGCUAAAGCAUUAGGCUGUCAUGCUGUAGUGGGCUACAGUGAAUCGACUAGCAUCUGUGAAGAGGUCUGUAUUUUAUCUGCAUCUGGCACAGCAGCUGUACUGAACCCUAGAUUUCUACAGGAUGGCACCGUGGAGAGCUGUUUGGAACAGAGGCUAGAAGAAAAUUUGCCUGCAGGCUGUGGAUUUUGCCAUAUACCAUAUGAUGAACUGAAUAUGCCAUUUCCAGCUCAUCUCACAUAUUGCUAUAACUGUAGGAAACAAAAAGUUCCUGAUGUUCUCUUUACAACUAUAGACCUCCCAACAGAUGCAGCAGUUAUUGGGAAAGGUUGUCUCAUUCAAGCAAGGUUAUGUCGCUUAAAAAAGAAAGCACAGGCAGAAGCAAAUGCCACAGCUAUCAGUAAUCUGUUGCCAUUUAUGGAAUAUGAAGUCCAUACUCAGCUAAUGAAUAAACUAAAACUCAAAGGAAUGAAUGCUUUAUUUGGACUGAGAAUUCAGAUCACAGUGGGUGAAAAUAUGUUGAUGGGCUUAGCGUCGGCCACAGGUGUAUAUUUAGCAGCAUUACCAACGCCUGGUGGAAUUCAGAUUGCUGGGAAGACUCCUAAUGAUGGCGGCUCCUACGAACAGCAUGUAUCUCAUAUGCAAAAGAAGAUAAAUGACACGAUCGCUAAGAAUAAAGAGUUAUAUGAAAUAAAUCCUCCAGAGAUAUCUGAAGAGAUUAUAGGAUCACCCAUCCCAGAACCUCGACAACGCACAAGACUCUUAAGAUCUCAAUCAGAAAGUUCUGAUGAAGUUACAGAAUUGGACCUUUCGCAUGGGAAAAAAGAUGCUUUUGUUUUGGAGAUUGAUGACACAGAUGCUAUGGAAGAUGUACAUUCUCUUCUUACUGAUGUUCCUCCUCCUUCAGGCUUUUAUAGUUGCAAUACAGAAAUUAUGCCUGGCAUAAAUAAUUGGACAUCUGAAAUACAGAUGUUCACAUCAGUAAGAGUAAUCCGAUUAAGCAGCCUUAACCUGACAAAUCAAGCCCUUAAUAAGAACUUUAAUGAUCUCUGUGAAAAUUUGCUCAAGAGCCUGUAUUUUAAACUACGGUCUAUGAUCCCCUGCUGCCUUUGCCAUGUAAAUUUUACAGUAUCUCUUCCUGAAGAUGAAUUAAUUCAGGUUACAGUCACAGCCGUUGCAAUAACUUUUGAUAAAAAUCAAGCUUUACAGACGACAAAAACACAGGUUGAAAAAUCAUUGCAAAGAGCCUCUACAGAUAAUGAAGAACUUCUGCAGUUUCCACUGGAACUCUGUUCAGAUUCACUUCCUUCUCAUCCUUUUCCACCAGCUAAAGAACACCUGGAGAGUGCAAGUUCUAACUCAGGUAUACCAGCUGUACAGAGAGCAACGUCAGUUGAUUACAGUUCCUUUGCAGACAGAUGCAGCAGCUGGAUAGAGCUCAUUAAACUGAAAGCUCAGACCAUAAGGCGCGGAUCAAUUAAGACAACUGUGACAGUUGAAAAAGCAAGUCCAAUGGGUGAAGGAAAUUUCCGGAAUCGUUCUGUUCCACCUUGUGCAAAUUCUACAGUUGGGGUUGUUAAGAUGACACCUCUUUCUUUCAUUCCUGGAGCAAAAAUAACAAAGUAUCUUGGGAUAAUUAACAUGUUUUUUAUUCGGGAAACCACUUCUCUACGUGAGGAAGGAGGAGUCAGUGGUUUUCUUCAUGCUUUUGUCGCUGAGGUGUUUGCAAUGGUGAGAGCUCAUGUUGCUGCAUUAGGAGGGAAUGCUGUUGUCUCCUACAUCAUGAAGCAGUGUGUCUUCAUGGAGAACCCAAAUAAGAACCAGGCACAGUGUCUUAUAAAUGUGAGUGGUGAUGCGGUGGUUUUUGUCCGAGAAUCUGAAUUAGAAAUGGUAACAUCUCAGCCGUCUACUGCCAACUGCCAGUCGUCGUGUCCGGGAGGAGAAGUGACAACUUGA